GCCGCAGUGUGUGUAUCAGGUCAGUGUGUUUAGUACAGCAGCGCAGUGGAGGCGCGCAGAGGACACACACCGCACCAGAAGGGAACCGAGUCAGGCAAGAGACAGGACCCUUCUCAUUCUUGCAAUAAAGAAAAAAAAAAUAAAAGAAGUGCGUGAAAUAAAAAAAAAUGUGAGAAAGGUGAGCUUUGACCUAGAAGAGGAUGCAGUAUAAAGUUCAAGGACCGGAGAUGAGCUUACAAUGUGCAGCUCCUUUUGCAUUUUAUUUGAUCAUGUAUGGAUUGCUGCUCUGAAGAAGUCUGUUUAUUUAAUACAAAGUCUAAACUGCAACUCGGAAUGAAACAGCAUUGUGUGAGGUGCGCGGAGCGCAAAUAGCCCUUUUUACGACAACUUCAGUGGCACUUUUUCAAAACAAAACAAAAAAGAAAAACACAUUCCGCUAACUAUGUCAGCCAUCAGAAGGAAAUUUGGCGAGGAAUACCAGGUUGUGAACACAACCCGAGGUGCGCCUUUCCCCGCUCCUGCUAAGCGCAAGAGGCAGCGCUUCGUGGAGAAGAACGGACGCUGCAACGUGCAGCACGGCAACCUGGGCGGCGAGACGAGCCGCUACCUGUCGGACCUGUUCACCACGCUGGUGGACCUGAAGUGGCGCUGGAACCUGCUCAUCUUCUUGCUCACCUACACGGUGGCGUGGCUCGUUAUGGCCUCCAUGUGGUGGUUGAUAGCGUACGCACGUGGAGACCUCGGCCGCGGCCACGACCCUGACUACACGCCGUGCGUGGCCAACGUGUACAACUUCCCCUCCGCCUUCCUCUUCUUCAUCGAGACCGAGGCCACUAUCGGCUACGGGUAUCGCUACAUUACGGAGAAGUGUCCUGAGGGCAUCAUCCUGUUCCUGUUCCAGUCUCUGCUCGGCUCCAUAGUGGACGCCUUUCUCAUAGGCUGCAUGUUCAUUAAGAUGUCGCAGCCGAAGAAGCGCGCCGAGACGCUCAUGUUUAGCCAGGACGCCGUGAUCUCACAGCGGGACGGCAAACUCUGCCUCAUGUUCCGCGUGGGGAACCUCAGGAACAGCCACAUGGUAUCUGCUCAAAUCAGGUGCAAGCUCAUCAAGUCUCGUCAGACACCUGAGGGGGAGUUUCUGCCCUUGGACCAAAGAGAGCUGGACGUUGGGUUUGGAACGGGCGCCGACCAACUCUUCCUCGUCUCUCCUCUCACCAUCUGCCAUGAGAUUAAUCCCAAGAGCCCGUUCUUCGACCUCUCACAGCGCUCACUCAUGAGUGAGCAGUUUGAGAUUGUUGUUAUCCUUGAAGGGAUAGUGGAAACCACAGGUAUGACGUGCCAGGCUCGGACAUCUUACACAGAGGACGAGGUGUUGUGGGGGCACAGAUUCCUUCCUGUUAUGUCUUUGGAAGAGGGUUUCUUCCGAGUGGACUACUCACAGUUCCACAGCACCUUUGAGGUGCCCACACCUCCUUACAGUGUAAAGGAACAGGAGGAAUCAUCUUGCCUCCCUUCCCCUGCUCCUCCACUCACCCCGACUCCGGGAGAUCCACGAAGCCGCAGGGAUCGCAUCUUCUCCCUUGAUGGUGCGUCCCACACUGACGGAACAGGCUCGAGGUUGCCCAGCAAGCUCCAGCGUAUGAGCUCCAGAAACGGUAAAGAUGGCGGGAAAGCCAGCAGUACACAAGCAGCUGAAAAAACAUCCAACACAGGCGACCCCCUACGCUCAUCAGCCAGGCUGGAGGAGUCCAACAACCAGAUUAAGGCAGAGCCACACAUCCUGUCAGCAGGAGAGCUGGAGCAUCACAGACUGCCUCUAAUGCCUACUCCAUUGCCCGGUCCCAACCUUAACCAGCUGCCUUCGGCUGGCGGCCGGCCCGAGGACAACCUGCCCGAGAAGCUUCGCAGGAUGAACGUGGACCGCUGAGCCAUGAGCCACGAUGAUGUCCAUUUCCUAUUCAGACUGAUGGACAGAGAGGCUUUGAGAUGAAAAAACAAAGCAAGUUCUAAAACACAAAAUCAAUACAAACUUUAGCUGGACUAUACUGUGAUUCUUUUUAAUUAUUACACAAAGGAAACAGCCAUGUCUGUCACAUCGUCGAACUGAUUACGUCAACAUCCGUCGGCAUUCUAUUCCGUUUCAAAUAAGGUUAAUAUAUUUUCAGAAUUAAGACUAACUGAACCCUUUGGUUUUGUGUAAACUACUCAUAUGUAACAUGCUACUCUAUUUAUUAAUGUAUGCUUAACUGAUCAAACUGAACCAUGUUCUUGUUUUAGUUCUGAUUAGGCAUGUGCUGAUAAUCAGUUAUACAAUAUGGCAAUGAAGAUAUAUAUAACAUGCACAAUCAUGUUAGGUAGGUAGAAGAGGUCUGUCCUAAUUGAAAGGCAGCAUAAGAUAGCUAAGAUAUAAUGCACAAUUUUGAAAGCAGCAUUGCAUGUGUAUUUCUUAGUAAAGGCAAUUUAUUAACAAACAAAAAAAAGAGUGAGCUGACUAGUCUCACUUUUCAAACUAUAGGUCUAUUUAAAACUCCCAGUUGUGUUCUUAUCCGAGUCGAGAUGUUAUAGCGAGUGCAACAAAAGUCACAUGCACAGCUUGCGUAUAAGUGACGUCUAAAGGCACCGAGCUGAAUGCAAUGCCUGCUGAGGUUUUCUUUAAAUUGCUGCCAGCAAAACAGGUGCCAGUAAUUAUGUAGUUAUUUACCAAAAUACAAUAUAGUGAUAAUAUUGUAAACAAUGAUAAAAGCUUAAGCAAAUAAUAUGAUAUGGAAAUUUCAUAUCUGCACAUAUUUAUUUCUGAUAAAUCUAUAUUUUCAAUAGGCUGGGUAGAAAUUGCUAUGUAAAGGUUUUAUAGUGUGAAAGGUUGUUACAUUUAAUUGUCUUUCAGUAAGAGGUUACUUAAACUACCAACAAUCUGUUCGCUUGAGAUAAACAGACGUUUGUCUGAAUGUGAAAUACAUGCAGUAGACCCCAUAAGGCAUAGAUAAUGACUAUAAAAUGCUUAUCCUCUCAUUGCUAUAUACAGAUGGGUGACAAAUUAAAGGAAAACACCAUGGCACUGUUAUUCUGUGGGAGUUAUUUAUUUUGCUGCCAUGGUCUGGGUCCACUUGCCUCCUAAGAGGGAACGUUUACUUCAAAUCAAUACACUGUUCUAUUGAUCAUCUUUAUCCUGUAAUGAAGGAUUUCUGUCAUUUUUACAGGAGUGGUCUCUUCCCAGAUGACCUCCACAUGACUUGACAGAGAAUGGACAUGAUUAAAUGAUAUAUUUUGGCCUGCACGGUCACCCCAUCUCAUCUCCACUUAACUGAAGACAUUUUGGGGCCAGUGUUUUAGACAAUUCAUCAAAUAUGAAAUCAGGGAAAAUCUUCAACAAAGGUGUUCAUUCCUCUAAUAUAGUUCAGUUUAAAAACCACACAAAAAAUACACUUUAUGUUGGUUUUUCCUUUAAUUUGUCACCCGUUUGCUAUACAGAAUUCAAGUUUUAGGAAUAAUGAAAACGUAAUAUAUAUGCCUUCAGUUCUUCAUCUAUUUAAAUGUUACAAUAAAUAAUUUAAGUGCUAAUUUUUAUCUUAUGACAAUUUAAAUCAACAAUCUAUUAUACAGUGGAUUUAUACCCUUAGUCAUGCAGCUAUAGCAAAGAAAACAGUUCCCCUGGAGAAUCAUAUUUGUUGUCUACAUGACACCUGACACAACAUUAUUGCAGUGAGUGAAGAACACGCAUGUGUUAUCUACAUUAGGAUCCAUUAGCGUACAGGAAAAGUAGACACUGAGGCAUCAAAGUGCUAUAUGUAAUUAUUACUUCUACAGCAACCUUCCAGCUCUCACCUUAGGCUGUGGGCGGAAACAAAAGCAAUUCGGUUAGUCCUCAGCAGGACAUCAAUCACAGAUAUUCACCAUGCGGCAUGCGCCCACCACCACAACAUCAUUACACUUAAUUGUACUGGUAAAGAAGGAAUUUCCAUGGCAUCCUUCAUUACCAGAGCCACUCAGACCUUAUGGACCAGAGAGGAUAUGUUUCUCAGAGGGACUGCAGUAUAAGCAUGGGACAGUGCACUUAAUGUCCUCAAAUAUACACAGAGGACAUCAGCACUUGAUUCAAGUAUAAUAGGAAAGGCCCAGUCAGUGCUGUGUCUGUAGUUCCAUUUAACGUAGCUCUCCACAAAUUUCCUUAUCAAGACUGUGCAUUCAUUUUAUUGUUGGCUUGUCUGAAAGUUUUUACAAGUUUGUGUGAUAAUUUAGAAAAUGGAAAACUGCACUGAGAGCAACGAUAAAUCAUGAGCACAUCUGCAGAGCUGCAGAUGAAUUACAGCUCCUAUUCUCUUUAUAAAGGGGGGUGUAGCUAACUCUGGCAUGGAGGACAAGGUUAUUUCUCUGCAUUCAAAGACCCUUUUGAGACACUUUAUCGAUUGGCCGGUGCUGCCAUAUGAGCCUGGACAAAUGUUACAUCUGAAUAAUCAUGGUUUCUCUACUGCAUUGCUAUAGCAGAGCAGCAGCACAGAUUUGUGCCCAGAGAUGCGCGUACGGGAGGAAGUGUGAGUCACGGACAAACAAGAAAGAAAAGGGAAAAAAAAGAAGCUCUGAAUGAUCAUUUAGUGAAUUUAAAGCCAUCUAUUUCCGCAUCCUGCUUCAGGAGAAUACAAUGUCUGUUACUGAGUAGUGCAGUGGAAAUGUUCUGGGUUAAGAGGCAUGGCUCGAUUUUCCCGAGAUUAUACAAGAUGAAACUAUUUUCACUUACGCUGGUUAACUGCACUAGUCAAGUUGCAUGCAGGAUAUGCAAAAGGCUGUACACGAAGCCAAAAUGGCAGCAGUCACGCUCACCAUGCUGCCCAGAUGCUCAUAAAUAUCUAAUGAACCCCAAAUAAACAGGAUCAAAUACACUGGCAUGUAUGUGCCCAAUUUCUGCCUACUGUUCUUGUAAAAAGCAAGGGAUGGUGAGCAGAGACUGGGAAUAUACAACGCAGCAAGAAACUUGGUUCACCUGCAUGCUUCACUUUCACUCCAAGCACCACAGAUGUUGAGGGAAAAUGUGUUGCAGACUGUAUGGUUGUCCUCUCACAGGGACAAAAAACAUCAGGAUGGAUAAAGAAACAGCUGUUUGUUUACAGAAAGAAUAAGAGAAAUGGCAUUGUUUAAAAGUUUUCAGUCCACUGACAAUCAUUUCAGUGUUCAAACUGUAAGUAAUAAUCAGUGGAGUGUGGGUUGAAAUUACAUUUAAAUGAUCUUUACACCAGGGAAAAAGCCUAGUUGCACUAGCUAGUACUCUGUUUUUUCAUACAUUAACUUUGUAUUUCAGUCUGCAUCUAUUAUGUGGUAUUUAGCUGAAACUCUUAUCCAAAGCAGCAUUUUUUGUAUAACUGAGCAGUUGCCUUGCUCAAGAACACUUUGCUCAAGGGACCAGCAGUGACUUGGCAGUGCUGGGAUUUGCGCUCACAAUCUUCCAAACAGUAGACCCAUGCUUUAUCCACUGAGCUACAUCUGCCCCUUAAAAUAAUUAUGGAAAUAUUCGUUUCGGAAGCUGAAUGCCAAAAAUGCAUCACACCUCGAAUAUUAAUGCGGGCUAGUGAUAAGUCAGUCCUUGAAAGUACAAAAUCUUUCAUCUUUUAAAUCUUUGGAAUAGAUUUUAUCUUCUCUUUUUAGGGCAGUCUCAUAUCUCAUAUGGGUCACCUACCUUACCAGUGAUAGACAUCUUAAAUUCAUCCACCUUCAAUAAUCGCUGUAUCCUAAUUAUGGAUGCAGUGGAUCCGAAAUCCAAAGAAUACAUUAAUAUAAGCUCAGUACUGACUUGGAGACCCUGGGUCUGUGAAUAAUAUUAUUAAUCCAAAUGAUAUGUAAUAUUGUUUUGGCAGUUUUACAAGGUGAAUGAUUUUUCUGGGGUCAGUCAUUAUUCUUUUAUACCAGGAACAUUUUUAUAUUCAUAUUUUUGGCCUUGGUGGUUUUACAUUCUUGCAGAUGUUGAUAAAAUCCUGCUCAGAGGAGAUUUUUUUUUUUCUGUCCCCCAGUUUCUGUAAACAGGAGAAUAAAUGAUACGGAUUACCGACGUCCAACCAAUCAGGACAUGAAGGUGUCUACACUGUCAUUCAGUCAUUCAAGUCUAGAGUGUUUGACAGGCUAAUGUCUGACAAUAAAAUCGCUGGUUAUUCUGUAUUUUGUUUAGAAGAAUGAAGUCUCCCUGCACCUUCAACAUCAUUUGUGUUGUGUCAAAAAAGUUGUUUGUAACGUUUUAGCAGCACUGAGCAAGUGCACAGCUUUAGCUCUGCAUAGCAAUCAGUCACAUGAGUUAUACGAGUUGUCCUUGUAUAGGCUUCUAUAAAUUUAUACAAGUUUGAAUAAAUGAAGUGCUGUGCAAACUGCAGAUACUGCAAUCUAGACAGUUUUUGAGAAUUGUGUGCUGUCUUUAGAUGGCGAUUCUGUAAAGCAAUAGGGGAAAGAAAAGUUAUUAUGUUAUUUUAAUGCGCCUUGUCCAAGUAUCCGAUACAUCCUGCCAAUGUGCAGCAUAAUACAAGUAUCAAUUUUAUAGAUAAAGUCUUUUAUAAGAGCAGAGCAGCCUCACUCUGUCAGCACAGAUCCAUCAACGUGUACUAAUCUCAUUUCAGGGUAUUUUCAGAAGGAAGUUUGUAAAUCAUUAUAUUCAGCUGAGCCGCUUUGCGAGAGACCAGGCCAACAGACAAACCUAAUUAAACGGACAGCUAUUAUUACUAAAUGAAUGCUCAAUGGCAUGUCCACUAGAUAAAAUAAGCUAACGUGGAGCAGGACAAAAAAAAAAUCCGAAUCCUAUUUUGAAGUCCCCCAUACAGUCCCCUUGAAGACUCGGCAUGGCCAGUUCUCUUUUUUUCUUUUGUCUUUGCUAUAUACAGAAGAGUUUUGGGUUUCAUUUGGAAUAGUAGACCAUAGAUCUGAAUUUUAGAAACUUUUGCUUUUGUUUUAAACCCACCAAUUUUACAAGUGAUCCAAAAGUUAGGAACAUUUGACUAAGAAGUGUCUCUUGUUGCCCAAGAGUGCUCUUGGUUUGAGUCUUGUGUUUCACCUAAAUACACUGCAAUGUUGUUAAAAAGGGAUGAAACAACAUGACGUCUAGAGAUCUGCCAUUCUGAAGAUGAGAAAAGAGGGAAAAUCAAUCAGAGCUCUUGCACAAGCAUUGGGCAUAGCCAUUACAACAAAUUGGAAUAUCCUGAAAAAGAAAGAAAUCACUGGUGUGCUAACAACCAGAAAUUGAGCAUGUUGGCCAAGGAAAACAACAGCAGCUGAUGAGAGACACAUGGUGAUGGGGUGAAAAAAACCCUCAAACAUCACAGUACGGGUGUGAGGGUAUCGCAAUCCACCAUUCAAAGAAGAUAUUGCUUUCCAGAAGAUACAAAAAACUUAUCAGCAGAGAGUAUCAGAAGGACUGAGUGGAAAUGGCAAAGAAACCCAGAGAUGAGCCACAAAAGUCCUGGAACUAAGAUUAACCUCUACCAAAGUAAUGAAAAGGCCAACGUGUGGAGAAAAAAGGAUCUGCUUAUGAUCCAAACCAUACAAGCUCAUCAGUCAUGCUUCUUUAUGCUUCUUAGUAAUGUAUUUCAUGAUGGUAGUAGUCUACAGAAACAUUCUGUCUGCCAGUUUACAGAGAAAUGCAUCCGAUCUAAUUGGGAGGAACUACAUCGUUCAGCAAGAUAAUGACCCAGCACACACUGCCAACACUACAGUGGACUUUAUCGGGGGGGGGGAGGUGAAAAAAGUAUAAAUCACCAGACCUUAACCCAACUGAGCAGCAUUUUCCUGAAGAGAAGACUGACAAGAGAAACCCAUAAAACAAGCAAGCAAAGGAUACGCAACUAUCAAUCAAUCUAACUAUCAAUCUUUUGAUCUAAAACCCAAAUAUCUUCGGUGCAUAGCAAAAAUAAAAGAAGGUACUUCUAUUUAUCAAGGUAAAUCACGAACAGUAAAACAAAUCAGAGAUGAAAGAAAUCUUUCCAAGCCAUGAUAAUACAAGUAGAAAUAACAAUUUUGAAUAAAUUGCAUUUAUAAUGUCACCUCUAUAGUCAUAAACAGGAUAUGUUUUCUUCAUUAAACACUAAAGAAAUGACUUUCGAACAAAUUGUUCUGAAAAGUCUUCUUAACGGCGAAAUAAACAUCAUCGAAAGAAUUUAUGGUAUUAUUAAGAAUGCACAUUUGCACAUAUUUAAUUAAACAAAUGGCAAUUUGCAUAUAAUAAAUGUUUUUUCCCCUUUAAUUUCCAAUUAAACAACAACUGAACAUUUCCCCCAUUUCAGAUAUGAGGGUGUAAUCACUUUACUAGCUUGCAGAGGCAAUUGUGAAAUAGCAAUAAUCUUCAAUAAACAGUAAAAAACAAUCAGUGUACAUUUUCU
Molecule: messenger RNA, 8339 nt
Organism: Hemibagrus wyckioides
Lineage: Eukaryota; Metazoa; Chordata; Actinopteri; Siluriformes; Bagridae
Gene: kcnj19b
Product: potassium inwardly rectifying channel subfamily J member 19b
Exons: 3
Coding region: 443-1924 (493 amino acids)
Biological process (GO): potassium ion import across plasma membrane; regulation of monoatomic ion transmembrane transport
Cellular component (GO): plasma membrane
Molecular function (GO): G-protein activated inward rectifier potassium channel activity
Source: RefSeq, a predicted model, not a curated record